Messenger RNA from Toxorhynchites rutilus septentrionalis, 1164 nucleotides. RefSeq lists its product as uncharacterized. The record is from RefSeq and is a predicted model, not a curated record. NCBI's taxonomy places the organism in Eukaryota, Metazoa, Arthropoda, Insecta, Diptera, Culicidae. The transcript has 4 exons. The coding region runs from base 268 to 837 and encodes 189 amino acids.
GUUCGUGUGAGCGCUCGGAUCGGUCGUCCGGAAGGAUACGCGCGUUUUGCGGUGUUUUGUGGUGCUCCAAGGGUUAUCUACAGUUGUUGAUCAGUGACAAAUCUCAACGGUGUUGGACAGCGACAAUGAAUGAAUUUAUUAAUAAUUUACUCUGGUAAAUUGUGAGUUUUGAGAGUGGACGGUUUGCGUGAACCAGAUAAUCGGAUAAGUGGAAAUUGUUCAAGAUUGCAGAUAAAACUGACACUAAACUAUUGCAAUACAACAAUCAUGAAGCGAGUAGUAUUGCAAAUAACACUAUGGAUGGUACUGCUGGAAUCGAAUUUAUUGCUUGCGAAAGCGGCCAGUUUCAAGAACAAACAACAAUCGGGAAACGGUAGAUCAUUGGAGUAUCCUCCGGUUCCACAAGUGCAGUAUGAUGAUUAUCCGAUGGUAGUGCCCAAACGGGCCGCAAUGUUGCUCGAUCGGCUGAUGGUUGCUCUGCAUCACGCACUGGAGAAGGGCGAAGGGGAGGAUGGCGGAGGACGUCCAAUCAAUAAGGUGUACCGGGAUACCAAGUACGGAGGUCGUCCCGUUACCAACGGUAUGGUCAAACAGCAGCAGCCGCCGCAGCAACAACAGCAGCCAAGCAAGACGGAGCAGCUGAUGAAGUCGUAUUACGCCGAGGCAGAGGGCGAGGACUCGGAAGAAGCCAACGUGAUACCUGAUGGGCUCGAUGAGCUCGAGGGCCGCAGGGAACUGCUUGACGAAAUGAUGGACAUCCAGACGAGGGGCACCGAGGACAAGACGAAAAAAGGACGAUAUUGGAAGUGUUAUUUUAAUGCUGUUAGUUGUUUUUAAGCGUGUAUUGUACUUAUCGGGAUGAAUAUUUGGUUCGAAGUUCUAGAAUAGAAGUAGGCACUAGGUUGAACGAAAUCCCAAGAUAGUAAGAAAGACCACAGCGAUACUUUAAUAGAUGCUUCGUCAGAAAAUUAAAUACAGAAAAAGAACUGAAUUUGUUUUGAACAUAAACUAGCACUCAUCACUUGCUGUAUAAUCAAAUUAUACACUAUCAUACACAAUUAAUAACAUCGAAUGAAUGUUGUUCGUUACUUAUUUAUACAGAAUAAAUCUCAUUUUGUAAAAUAUAUUCAUCACAACAGGUAUUCCGAUGUAACGUAUGUUUUG